Molecule: messenger RNA, 5099 nt
Organism: Periophthalmus magnuspinnatus
Lineage: Eukaryota; Metazoa; Chordata; Actinopteri; Gobiiformes; Gobiidae
Gene: cdk10
Product: cyclin-dependent kinase 10
Exons: 2
Coding region: 484-1605 (373 amino acids)
Biological process (GO): regulation of mitotic cell cycle; protein phosphorylation
Cellular component (GO): nucleus
Molecular function (GO): cyclin-dependent protein serine/threonine kinase activity; ATP binding
Source: RefSeq, a predicted model, not a curated record
CCAGCUCCGCUCCACAAACUCCCGCGCUCAGACGAAAACACCGGAAGCGACGUGAGUGCUCGCGCCGCACGCACAGGACGUCACCACGCACGACAAGUUUUGGUCCUGCUCCAUGAUAAUGCUAAUGCUAAUGGUAACGCACCAAUAGAUCCAUGUAACACACACGGAAGGUUUUGUUUCUCUGCUCCGACACUACGGCCCAUAAACGAACCAGGACCGACCGAGCCAAGAGAGCCAGAACCGAACAAAGGGCAAGGCACAACUCUGCACCUCACCACACUCCGCUAUUCUGCCCCAAAACCAACCAACCGAACCACGAAGCACAGGACCAGAGCAGAACCGGGGACAAAGCGCCGCGGCUGUGCUCCGAACCGCGACUGUGGAGCGCCUAAACCAGGACUGAACCAGGUCUAAACUAGGUCUAAACUGGCACGAAACUGAGACUAAACCGGGAGUAAAGCAGGACUCGACCAGGACUGAGCCAUGGAGCCGGGGGCAGCAGAGGACGAGCCCGAGCCGAUAACUCUGAAGUCGGUGAAGGACUUCAGGUGGUUCCCAGUGCCACAGACCGAUCGUCUCGGAGGAUGUAGAAGUGUGCGAGAGUUUGAGAAGUUGAAUCGUAUUGGGGAGGGCACGUAUGGCAUCGUGUACCGUGCCCGAGACUCCAGCUCCGGGGACAUCGUGGCUCUGAAGAAGGUGCGCAUGGACAAAGAGAAGGAUGGCAUCCCCAUUAGCAGCUUGAGGGAGAUCACGGUGCUCUUGGGGCUCAGACACCCAAACGUGGUGGAGCUCAGGGAGGUGGUAGUGGGCUCUCAGCUUCAGAGCCUGUUCCUGGUGAUGGGAUACUGUGAGCAGGACUUGGCCUCUCUGCUGGAGAACAUGCAGAGCCCCUUCUCCGAGGCCCAGGUUAAAUGCAUCGUGCUGCAGCUUCUGCGUGGGCUCCAGUACCUCCACCACAACUUCAUCAUCCACCGUGACCUAAAGGUGUCCAAUCUUCUCAUGACAGACAAAGGCCAGGUGAAGAUCGCUGACUUCGGGUUAGCACGUACCUACGGCUUGCCGCAACAGCCCAUGACGCCCCGUGUGGUGACGCUGUGGUACCGUGCCCCAGAGCUGUUGUUAGGCUCCACCUCUCAGAGCACGGCUCUGGACAUGUGGGCUGUGGGCUGUAUCCUGGCAGAGCUGCUCCUGCACAAGCCUCUGCUCCCCGGAGCUUCGGAGAUCCAACAGUUGGACCUGAUCGUGCAGCUCCUGGGUUCUCCAAAUGACUCCAUCUGGCCUGGCUUUUCACUGCUGCCUCUGGCCGGACAGUACAGUCUGAGGAAACAACCCUAUAAUAACCUGAAGAGCCGGUUCUCUUGGCUCUCUGAGGCCGGGCAUCGUCUGCUCAACACUCUGUUCAUGUACCAGCCUCAGCGCCGCGCCUCAGCUGCAGACUGUCUUCAGAGCUCCUACUUUAAAGAGAAGCCUCUGCCCUGUGAACCCGAGCUCAUGCCCACCUUCCCUCACCAUCGCAACAAACGCUCUGCUCCAGGGGCACCAGAGGGGGGCAGCAGACGCUCUGGAGCAGGGCCAGAGGGGGGCAACAAGCGCAGCAAAGUCUGACUCUCGAUCCUGGUCUAGACUGCAUCUGAACUGGGUGGGACCGAGACUUAAACAUGUGAGAAGUAAAUUAAUGUAUUUAUAAUGACUGUGUUUUCAUUUUUAUUUCUUUACAAAACAGACAAUCCAGGCUCAGAUCUGGAGGAUCUCAGGAUUCAAUGAGUUGAAACACAAAGACACAGGCACUGCCGUCUUUAUUCUAAAUGUUCAUGCAGGUCAUAAAAUAUAAAUUACAUUUCACCUUUUUACGCUUUUCACUUUUUCUUUCAUUUUUAUAACUUUUUUUAACAGAUUUUUUUAUUAAACAUAAUAAUUUGUCAGUUUAAUAUUGUCGGCCUGCAGUCAAUACAAGGCUCUUUAGGUAAAUAAAACAAAACAAGUAACUGCAUUUUACAAAAACAGAAAUCGAAAACUGGGAAAUACUACUCCCAAAAUGACACCGCAGCAAGAUGAGGUUAAACAGAACUACAAUUACAAACAUGAAAAAAAAAAUCACAGUUUUUGGAGAUUUUUUUUUUAUAAUUCAAAUGUGAGUUUAAAGUUUGAAGAAAAAUGUACUAUUUACACUUCUGAGGCAUAACAGGCCAUGGUUUAGACCUGGAGUAGACCUGGUUUAGUCCUGGAUUAGACCUGGUUUAGUCCUGGUUUAGACUUGGUUUUCAUAUAGUUUUUGCAUCAGACAUUAAAUGACACAUUAUUGAGGUUACUUGCUUAAACUUAAAAUUGUUUUUCUCAAAAAUGUUCAAAAUACUGCCUUACACAUCUCACACAAAAACUGUCAAAAUUCCCACAAAUUUCAAAAUAAAACAGUAAAAUCUGAGGCACAUUUGGUAAAAUUAAGCAAAACUAAAAUUCAAAAAGAGGUUACAGAGAUACUGAGAUGCUCAUAUGGUUUCCAGCCAUAAAAUAAAAGUUAUAAUUCAACACUAAAAAGCACAAAUAAAUAACAGAUAUGCAACAGGUCGAGUCUCGUCCCUCUAAAAAAAUAAAAUGUUUCGUCAAAUGUAAAAAAAAAAAACAUUAUUGCUUUAUUUUGGCAGCUUCGGCACUCUCUUCAUGGACCUUAUGUGUUAAUCUUUUAGUCCUGGUUUAGAGAAGGGAUGGGCGGUAUAUUGGUUCCCGUAUCAGAUAAUAUUCAAUACUGGUUUUUUGUUUGUUUUUUACUUCCCUCUCUGUGUGCCCUUUCUGAAUGAGUCAAAAUUGAGUGUUAUAUGGCUGUAUUUUCACACAAACAUGUAACAAAUACUCCAGUAAAUACAUUUGGUUAUUAUUUUUACAAAAGUGAAAAGUUAAAGUAGCAAUCACAAAUUAACUUAAGAUAAAUGUGUGGGCUUUGCUGUGGAUUUUAAACUUGAAAUAUAUUGAAUGUGGGUUAUCAGCUACAGUAGCAGGCCAAAUAUCAGAUAUAGGUAUCGGCUCAAAAAAAAAACAAAAAAAAACAAAACAACAACAACAAAAAAAAGGUAUCAGCCCAUCCCUAGUUUAGAUUUUUGGUUCAACCCAUUUAGUUUUGGUUCCUUAGGUAAUAUUAGGUAAUUUUCUGUAUGUCCUCCAGAUGGUGCCAUUAUCAGCCAUUUUCACUUCUGUUUCACUGAGAAGUUGUCACAUUUGCAAAUCAUUUCCAAAUCCUGAAAGUGCAUCAUAAUUUUGCAUGAUAAUUUCUGAGGCCAGUUUCGACCUGAUAUUAUCCUGAAUCAGGCGUAUCUACAGAGCUCAACAGUGACUGCCCACCCUGUGAUUCCGGAAGUAAAUUUCCUGUUCAUUUUUCCCAAAUAGUAAAUGUUUGAAAGCUCAGGGCUAAUGGCUAGUAAUUAAUGACCACAAUACCUAUAAUUUUAACACAUCACACUAGUGAGCAGAGGUUUUUUUUUUUUCCAUUUCUACCAAAAUGACUACGCGGUGCUGCUGAAUCCAGUGGCCGUGUACCGGUGGAGGUGACAACAGGAGUAGAUUGAAGCAAUGACAUGUUGAAUACAGGAGAGUAAAGAUUACUCAAAUAUGCAUGAAUCACUCUAAAUACAAUUUCAUAGCGUCAGUGAGAAGGAAACGACUGUAACAUGGCUAAAAGCUCUGAAAGGCUGACUUUGCACAAUAGGUCUGUUUUAAAACACCCGCAAUAUACUUGAUGUGUAGCUGGUUAAUGAAUGGAAAAGUUACUUUUGAAACAGAGGAUUUGGAAGUGGAUGGGACUGUUGAGCUCCAUUUUGUAACAUCAAAAUCAAAGUAAAAACUCUGUUGUGUUUUGGGGUUCGAGGGACAAUAAAGUUAAUAAAGACAAACCAAUACGGAUCAUGCACCGCUCAAAUCCACAACGCCAUUUUGUGUCACGUGAGCAGAGGGCCGGCCUCUGAUUGGCUCCUCACUUCCUGUUUCCUUUGAGAUAAACGUUGUCCUUCCAUUGGUCGGUGCCGGUCUGGAUACUCCGCUCUGAUUGGACGAUAUAACACAUUUGUAAAGUGGAUCUUAGUGUGAGUGAGAGCAGCAGAGUGGUUAGCUCCCAUACCUCACAGCUAGAAGGUCAGUGGGUGGAUUCUCAGACCAGUUAAAUGGCAAUAGCAGGCUGCAGAUAGCAAAUACCAAAAUACAGCCAUCCUUACUGCUACUACUACCAGCUUGUCUCCAUAGAGAUGCUAUUGCUUAGCCUGGAAUAUUCCAUAGUAAGGCAUUAAACUUCUAUUCAAUUAAACAUGUUCUUUUACUACAAAUAAGUCCCCGUUCCCUUUAUUCUCUGUGUGAAGUCACUCCCCCUUCAGAGCACUAUGACAACUCAAUCAGGAUGCCUCCAGCUAAUGCUACAACUACUGCACAUCGCAUCAGGUUUGUCAAGUUGUUGGGAAUUUUUUCGCAGCAUGUUGUUGUAUAUUUAUGAAGAAUUGUUGUGCAGGAGCAUGGAUGACAUGGGCGGAACCUUAUGCAGCCUCAUAACCUAACCAGGGAUUCUAAUAGGGCCCGAGAGAGAUCAGUAGAUUACUCAAACAUGCAUGGAUAACAUCUAAAACCUCUUACUUUAAUGCCAUACUGUGGAACAUUCUCGGCCAGCCCUGCAGCAGAUGAUGACAAUUUUUAACUAAAGACGAAACAACAGGCUUUUAUUGUAGUAUGUCUGACUUGUGUGAAGCAGGUCUCCUUUGGUUCAACCUGAUCUGAACCCCAUACGGAGAGCUGAGUGUCCAAAUCCGGCACCGACCUCCUCCUCGCUCCACUUCCUGCUUCCUUCCCUGAUGUCACUUCCUCUUGUACUUCCCUUUGUUUUUAAAGUUCUGUUCGAAGAUCCCUCCUUUACACAUCCUUGCGAGUAACUUUCUUCUACAAACCUUCCCCAUUUUUGAUCAGACUUGAAUCUUUUGGUAUAAACUCUACACCUCCGGUUCAAAAGCAGGUUGUGUUUGUUAGUGUUCUGUUUAAAGUACCCUCAGCAUUCUCCUGGUGUCAACUGUUCUACAUUAAACCGCUUUAGAACUCUGUAGACCACUUUAGACCACAUUAAAACCCUUUAG